Perca flavescens (yellow perch) is the source of this 1325-nucleotide messenger RNA. It is a transcript of the gene pou3f3a, whose product is annotated as POU class 3 homeobox 3a. The record is from RefSeq and is a predicted model, not a curated record. Gene Ontology annotation, biological process: brain development; regulation of transcription by RNA polymerase II. NCBI's taxonomy places the organism in Eukaryota, Metazoa, Chordata, Actinopteri, Perciformes, Percidae. The coding region runs from base 1 to 1284 and encodes 427 amino acids. Gene Ontology annotation, molecular function: RNA polymerase II cis-regulatory region sequence-specific DNA binding; DNA-binding transcription factor activity, RNA polymerase II-specific. The transcript has a single exon. Gene Ontology annotation, cellular component: nucleus.
AUGGCCACAGCCACCUCGAGUCCAUACCUAGCCAGCAGCAGGAUUUUGUCCGGCCCGGUCCUUCACUCUGAUCGGAGGGUUGGUGGCAUGCAGCCGGGCAGCACCGCUGUGACCACGGUGUCUAGUGGAUACAGAGGGGACCCUUCAGUAAAGAUGGUGCAGAGUGACUUCAUGCAGGGAGCCAUGGUGGCGAGCAAUGGGGGGCACAUGCUAAGCCAUGCCCACCAGUGGGUGACAUCGCUGCCUCACGCAGCAGCCGCAGCAGCCGCGGCCGCGGUGGCAGCAGUCGAGGCCGGCUCUCCGUGGUCCCCCAGCUCCCAGCCGCAAGACGUGAAGAGAGGGAGGGAGGACCUCCACACAGGCACCGCUCUGCACCACAGGUCCCCGCAUCUGGGGCCCCAUCAGGCGCACCUGGGAAGUUGGGGAAGCAGCUCCGCGGCGCACAUCAGCAUCACCGAGGGGCAGCAGCAGCAACAACAGCAGCAGCAGCAGCAGCAGCAGCAGCAACAACAGUCCCUCAUUUACUCUCAGCCCGGCGGGUUUACAGUCAACGGGAUGCUCAGCUCGCACGCGGGGCAGAGCCUCAUGCACCAGGGGCUGGUGCGCGAUGAAUCCCCGGAGCUGGACCACGGAAACCACCGUCAUCACCAUCACCACCAUAAUCACCACACGCACCAUCACCAGCAUCACGGGAUGAACCACGAACCGCACUCAGACGAGGACACUCCGACGUCUGAUGACUUGGAGCAUUUCGCCAAACAGUUCAAACAGCGGCGGAUCAAGCUGGGUUUCACUCAGGCAGACGUGGGCUUAGCUUUGGGCACCCUGUACGGCAACGUAUUCUCACAGACCACCAUCUGCAGGUUUGAAGCGCUUCAGCUGAGCUUUAAGAACAUGUGCAAGCUGAAGCCUCUGCUGAACAAAUGGCUGGAGGAGGCCGACUCCACGACCGGCAGCCCAACCAGCAUCGAUAAGAUCGCCACCCAGGGCAGGAAGAGGAAAAAGCGCACAUCCAUCGAGGUGAGCGUGAAAGGCGCGUUGGAGAGCCACUUCCUCAAGUGUCCCAAACCAUCCGCACAGGAGAUCAACUCACUGGCGGACACUCUGCAGCUGGAGAAGGAGGUGGUCAGGGUUUGGUUCUGCAACCGCAGGCAGAAAGAGAAGCGCAUGACGCCGCCAGGACUGCCACGCACCCCGGAGGACGCAUACUCGCAGGUGGGCAGCAUAGGUCCUGACACACCGUCACCCUCCAUAGACUGCAAGAGGAUGUACAGCGACACGUGAAAAUAACUUUGGAACUUUGAAUCAACAAUUUCAUGUUUCCC